Oncorhynchus masou masou (cherry salmon) is the source of this 7730-nucleotide messenger RNA. Its product is annotated as sphingosine kinase 2-like. The record is from RefSeq and is a predicted model, not a curated record. Gene Ontology annotation, biological process: positive regulation of apoptotic process; sphingosine biosynthetic process; sphinganine-1-phosphate biosynthetic process. Gene Ontology annotation, cellular component: intracellular membrane-bounded organelle; cytoplasm; membrane. NCBI's taxonomy places the organism in Eukaryota, Metazoa, Chordata, Actinopteri, Salmoniformes, Salmonidae.
CCCCGCCGCUCAAACUAUCCAGUCCUCCGGUGUUUCAUACACGCUUCCUGGAGGAUAACCACAGGCGUCCUACGGAACAAGCAAGCCGGGGAGGUAGAAUGAGGUAUACUUAUCUAUGUGAAGGAACAUGAACAUGGAGCCUUGAACUCAAGGAAUGACAACCCCAUCCCCCCCGGCAUAAUCUAGUAAAAUGUGAGUUUUUUUCUGUUUGGUUUUCCAUCUCUCUUUGAUGGAAAUUAACUAUGAUUACGUGGCAUUUUUCAUUCGGAUGAUACUUAGAAUUGGACAUUGAUCGCGUAGCUAUCUCACUACUGUAAAGCCUGCUUGUCUCUUGAAGAGUAAUAUUUAAAUUCUACCUUGACACUACUGCCUCCACAUAUCUCUCAUUUCUGUGGAAGACCGGGACGCUUGAAGUCAGCACUUACCACACAAUAUUCCACUGCAAUCUAGUGUUAAUUAAAUUGCUAUAGCCUCCUUGCAAGACCAAGGUGUGUUAAUUUUUGUCUGAUUCAUAGUUUUAGGAUUUGUCUUAUUUUAUGUUAUUUAAACUCUUGUUUGACAUGUAGCCGUCUUUUCUAUGCUGCACUUUAUUGAUAAAUAUCAUCACUACGAUAUUUCAAACUGUAAUUUAAGCAUAUCUUUGAGUUAUAUAUAUUUUUUUAAUCUUUAGGGGUAUAUAUACUCUGUUUUAAUUUUAAACUGGAAAAGUAUAUCGUUUUUGUUUACAAGCCUUUUCUGUCGAUCAUUCCGAAAUGGACAAAUCUAGAAUCUGAUAGCGUUUAAGGACAAGGCAGACAUAAUCUUUAAUUGACAGAUCUAAGAUCGAUCCUUGUCUUCGGACAUUUGCGUUGUGAAGGCUGGUGUUUUUAUGUUCCUCUGUUGGAUUGACACACUAAAGAGAAGAAUCUCCAUCUGAAGACCAGUGGGAGUUAUUUUUCUUGGAUCGUACAAUACUCCUUUGAGUGCAGAUGGAUUUCACACGUCAAACUCAGAGGUGCUUUUGUGGCGUUGCCUUUGCAAUUCAAGCACUGAAGUGGAAGAAUGAUUUUAAGGAGGUUUCAGGGAUAAAUAACUUGUGUUUUUAAGAAAGACUGACAGGUCUAUAGUUAUAUUUUCAUCUUCCUAGCAGAUCCUAAGGAGAGGUGCUUCCAUUUGAUUCUCCUUUUUAAGGUGGCCAUCAGUGGCCAAAUGAACUGACAUGUAUCACUACCUGAAUUUAAACAGACUUAUUCCAUCCAACAAACUGCCAACUGCAUGAAACACUCACACACCGUCCACCUGUCAGGAAACAGACCUUACCUACCCUAAACCUGAGGGUUGGAAGUCCGCUCCCCGUCAAGCCCCCCACACUAAGGAUGCGUUCCCCAGAGCCCCCCAUCCCAUCCCCAGCUGAGGCCCUACUCCACUGCCAGUUCGGGGGCUGGGCAACGGGCAGCAGCUGCAACAACAGCUGCCCCAACAGCCCUGGAGAUCCUGGGGGUCUGUCAUCCCCUUCUCCCUCCCCCAGCCCCUCUCCUGCCUCCAGCUAUGCCUUGACCCUCACCCCCUCCCACAUCCACGUCCAGCGCCUGGCUCCCCGCCCUGGUAAAGAGGCACGUCUAAUACUACCCCUGUCAGAGCUGGCAGGGUGCAGCUGUCCCCGCGCCCCUGCUCCCCCCUUGCUGGUUCUAUACUGGUAUCCCCCGGGGAGGCGGAGGAAGGGGGUGUCCAGGAGGAGGCAGGUGAGGGUGUACCUGGCUGAGGCCAGGGUGGAGGCUGAGAGGUGGUCCACUGCUAUACAAUGUCUGCUCAGGGGAGUCGCCAUCACUGCUGACACAGAAAUUGUCAAACGUCUACUGCCCCGUCCCCGAAGGCUGCUGCUAUUGGUGAACCCCUUCAGUGGGAGAGGCCAGGCUAUGCAGUGGUGUCAGACACACAUCCUGCCAAUGAUCAGAGAGGCUAACAUCAGCUACAACCUGAUACAGACGGAGCGACAGAACCAUGCCAGAGAGUUGAUCAAAGAGAUCUCCCUGCCACAGUGGGACGGAAUCAUCAUCGUCUCUGGAGAUGGCCUGCUGCACGAGGUGAUCAAUGGUUUGAUGGAGCGUCCAGACUGGGAACUAGCAAUAAAGACACCUGUAGGUAUCCUUCCCUGUGGCUCUGGAAAUGCCCUGGCUGGCUCCAUCAACCACCAUGCAGGUUAUGACAUGUGCCUUCGGGAGCCUCUCCUCCUCAACUGCUGUUUUCAGCUCUGCCGUGGCGGAGUCAAGCCCAUGGAUUUGGUCUCUGUGACAACCAGCCCCGCCCCUUCUCAAAAUGGCCGCCCGGGUCUUCCCAGAAGGAUGUUCUCCUUCCUCUCUGUGGCCUGGGGCUUUGUGUCUGACGUGGACAUCGAGAGUGAGAGGUACCGGGGUCUGGGGUCGGCACGGUUCACCCUGGGCACUCUGGUCCGCCUGGCCUCCCUGCGCUCCUAUAAGGGCCGUCUGUCCUACCUGCCCCCCUCCAUAGUCGCCACAUCCCCAGACACCAUCCCUCCGCCCCUGCGCAGACCCCUGUCCCGCAGCAUCACUGAGGGCCUGGAGGGCUUCUGCCACACCCCCAUCCAACGCACCAGCUCUGACAUGGGCCUCAGCGAACAGAGGAGUCUGAGGAGGGUAGACACGGAGAGGGAGAGGGAGAGAGAGAUGGAGAGGCAAAGAGAGAGGGAGAGGAGGAGGGAGAGGGCCGGGAGGGGGAACGGGGUGGUCAGGGCGAGUAGCUUGGCAGAAGAUAGAGAGAGAGAGAUGGAGGAGGGUGAGGCGGGGAGGUCAGGGACAAGUUCGGAGAGAUCUGGAACGAGUUCGGAGUCGAAUGAAAGGGAAGAUUGCAGGAUGGGAAGGGAGGAUGGGAUGGCGGGGAACAUGGAAGAAAGGCCAGAUGAGGAAAGAGAAGACGGAACGAUGGAGCAGGACUCAGGGGUGAUAGAGGAUAUAGAGGAGAGAGUGAGGAAUGGGGAAGGCAGCAGCGGCUCAAUGGAUGGAGUGAUGGAAGCGAAGGAGGUUGGAGAGGGGUACGGGGUGGACAUGGGGCGAGAGGCCAACGAGGACCCAGAGGGGUGUUACUCAUACCCUGACAACCUCCAGCAGACCCGACUGGCUCUAAGGAAGAACUCUGCCCCUUCCAGCCAGAUAGCUAAUGCCUUCUUUAGCCAGCCCCUCAGCCAGGAGGCUGACCCCGUGUCUGGAGCCUCGUACAGGGCAGAAGAGAUGGAUCUGAACGAAACAUACUUCCAGAAAGAAGCUUACCCACUGGACAUCGCCCGGGAGAGAGCCCUCACCAUAUCCUCUCCCUUCAGACACUCUCCUUUCUCCUUCAAGCCCAAAUCUUUGGACCAGAACACAUCCCGCCCCAGACCCUUAUCCCUUCUCCACCACCCCCACUCCAACUCCCUACCCCCUAAACUCCCCUCCCUGUCCCUCUCCCUCUCUCCCACGCCCCCUUCCUCCCCGUCCUGUGCCUCCCCCCACUCCUCCUCCUACCUCGUUCCGCGCCCCAACACACCCAACUCCACCUCCCCUUCUCCGUCUCUCCAGUCCCCCUCCCCCUCCUUUACCUUUGACAUUGCAGAGCCUGCCGGAUCCCUCAAGAACCGCCCCCCCGUCUCACUCCCUUUCAACCCUCCCAGGGAUGACCUCUUGCCCCCCUUGGACCAGGCCCUGCCGACCCAGGACUGGGUGACCAUCGAGGGAGACUUUGUGCUUGUGCUGGCCAUCUACCAGUCCCAUCUCGGGGCAGACCUCCACGCCGCCCCCCAAGCCAGGUUUGACGAUGGGCUGAUCCACCUGACAUUUGUGCGUGCAGGGAUCUCCAGAGCCACCCUGCUCCGUCUGUUCCUGGCCAUGGAGAGGGGGGCACACCUGUCUCUCAGCUCCCCCUAUGUGAGCCACGUCCCAGCCAGGGCCUUCAGGCUGCAGCCCCUCUCCCCACGAGGAACACUCACUGUGGAUGGGGAACUGGUGCCAUACGGCCCGCUGCAGGCACAGGUCCAUCCCUCCAUGUCGCGGCUCAUUGUCGGCGACUCUGGAGUGAAGAUCACCCGAUUUUGACAAGGGAUUGGCUGACCAGAUCAGCUGAUACGUCGCUCUCUCCAAUUAUAUAAUCUCUGUUGACAUCUAUGUUCACAGAGAAAGAGGAGAAAAAAGCCUCAGAGACUGAAAAUAGCAAAAAUAAUUUCUGGGGUUUAAUGGAAGGGAUCACCUGCUGAGCAGAGCGGCGGUGCAGGACACAAGCCGAGGGAUUAAUAGAGAAUUUUAAAAACGGAUGAAAACGAGCUUUGUUGCACAGCUGUUGGAUUACACUCCGUUUAUCCUGAGAAGCCUGUACCUGCAUAGCUAUGGGAGCAAAAUAGGGAGGGGAAGACAAGUUGAAUGUGUAUGGGGGAGUGUGUAUUCGGUGCAUGUGUGUGUAUACAUUCUAGUAUGCACAAAUGGCAUGCAGAGAUGCACAUUUCAGAUGUCUUUGUUCUCUAUCAAAGCUGUCCUAGAACAGUUCUAGUUCUAGAACAAUUUCAGAGGGAGCCACACCCUCAUGCAAAUGUAGAUCCCCUUCCGUAUUGGAACCUCCGUCCUUCCCUGUAAUGCCUUAAAGUACAACUCCUGCGACUUUGCCCUUUCUGUCUUAUAUAAGAAGCCUAAACCUGCGACUCCCCAAAUCUCCAUUCACCAGAGGCUGGUGGGAGGAGCUAUAGGAGGACGGGCUCAUUGUAAAGACUGGAAUAGAAUUAAUGGAACGGUAUCAAACCCAUACAAAACCACAUGUUUGACUCCGUUCUAUUUAUUCCAUUCCAGCCAUGAGCCCGUCCUCCUAUAGCUCCUCCCAUCAGAAGGAACCGUCCACUACAGGAAAAACAAAACAAAGCACAGCUGAUGAGCAUACUGUGGUGUUAAGUUUGUAUUGGUGUGUAUGAAAUAUCUGUGAACGAAUUAAUUUUAUUAGCAAUCCCAUGGAGAUUAUUACUCCUAGAAUAAACCAGUAAAGUUAGAUCAACACUGAAAUAAAUAUAAAGCUCAUUGAGUCCUUUUACACGGGUAUUCCAGAACUGGAUAGACGGGACUGUUGAACAUUAGCCAUCAUGGUGUAUAGUGCAUUUGCCUGUUUUUCUUAGCAAAAAGGGUGCAUGAUGAUGAUGCUAGAUUUUGAAGUUGCAACACAGUGAACACGAGACUGUUGCUUGAUCAAGUUUCAUGUAUGUUGUCACAGAAAUCCUCAAAGUCUCACAAAGACCCAGAAUGCUGGUUGUUUUCAGCAAAUAGUCACUAGUUCCACAUGUGUAAACUGCCUUUUUACAUACCUCUGUUGUAGUCGAUUUGAAUUGAUAUAAUUGUGAGUAGAUUCUGAAGUGUUAUGCAGCUGCAGAAAAUCAACACUCGAUUGUAUUCUAUCUCUUAGAUAAAGAUUGCUGUUGAAAGUGGCAAGUACAUCUUGUUCCAUGACAAGCAGAUCGUUUCCAUAGGAGACAGUUAUCAUCUUAAACAGACAACAGAAACUCAGUAAAUGAUGGAUUACCAUCUUGAGGAUUUAGCUAGUCACAGACUGUGCCUCCCAACUCAAAUCAUAGCUUACAUUUCAGAAAUGGAUUUCUCAAUGGGAUGUAGCCUAUACAGUUGAAGUACUGAAACGUUGAUUAAUGUGCACUGUCCCUGUAAAAAUAAAAAUAAACUCAAACUCAAGUUUACAUACACUUAGGUUGGAGUCAUUAAAAUUAGUUUUUCAACCACUCCACAAAUUUGUUAACAAACUAUAGUUUUCCAACAAUUGUUCACAGACAGAUUAUUUCACUUAUAAUUCACUGUAUCACAAUUCCAGUGGGUCAGAAGUUUACAUACACUAAGUUGACUACCUUUAAACAGCUUGGAAAAUUCCAGAAAAUAAUGUCAUGGCUUUAGAAGCUUCUGAUAGGCUAAUUGUCAUAAUUUGAGUCAAGUGGAAGUGGACCUUUGGAUGUAUUUCAAGGCCUACCUUCAAACUCAGUGCCUCUUUUCUUGACAGCAUGGGAAAAUCAAAAGAAAUCAGCCAAGACCUCUGGUUCAUCCUUGGGAGCAAUAUCCAAAUGCCUGAAGGUACCAUGUUCAUCUGUACAAACAAUACUAUGCAAGUAUAAACACUAUGGGACCACAUAGCCAUCAUACUGCUCAGGAAGGUGGGAAAAGUGCAAAUCAAUCCCAGAACAGAAGCAAAGGACCAUGUGAAGAUGCUGGAGGAAACCGGUACAAAAGUAUCUAUAUCCACAGUAGAACGAGUCCUAAAAGGGGAGGUUUGGGAUGCUUGCAAGCCGAAGAACACCAUCCCAACCGUGAAGCAUGGGGUGGCAGCAUCAUGUUGUGGGGGUGCUUUGCUGCAGGAGGGACAGGUGCACUUCACAAAAUAGAUGUCAUCAUGAGAAUGGAAAAUUAUGUGGAUAUAUUGAAGCAACAAAUGGGACUUCCAAGUGGACAAUGACCCCAAGCAUACUUCCAAAGUUGUGGCAGCUCUGUCAGGAAGAAUGGGCCAAAAUUCACCCAGCUUAUUGUGGGAAGCUUGUGGAAGGCUACCCGACACGUUUGACCCAAGUUCCCAAAUUUAAAGGCAAUGCUACCAAAUACUAAUUGAGUGUAUGUAAACUUCUGACCCAUUGGGAAUGUGAUGAAAUAAAUAAAAGCUGAAAUAAAUCAUUCUCUCUACUAUUUUUAUGACAUUUCACAUUCUUAAAAUAAAGUGGUGAUCCUAACUGACCUAAAACAGGGAAUUUUUACUUGGAUUCAAUGUCAGGAAUUGUGAAAAACUGAGUUUAAAUGUAUUUGGCUAAGGUGUACGUAAACCUCUGACUUCAACUGUACCUAGUAUGUCUAUGUUGAACAUAUGAUUCUUAUGUAUUUGUGACUGGAACAAAUUUAAUAUGCCUGGAAUUUAAUCUCAUGAGCAUGUAUCAAUCAGUUAUGCCAUGUUUGGCUGCUUGGGGCUGUUUGGUCCACAGUACCCCCCCCCCCCCUGCUUGAUAUGGAUUAGUCAUGUCUGAGUAAUUCAAGGCCUCUGUGUUCUCUUGUCUGCUAAUUUUGGGCCCUGUUCAAAUACUUUCAGAUGCAGCCUUUCCUUAAUUUUUUUUAUUUAACCUUUACUCCUUCUUAGUAAUCCCUGAUAUCACAAGACUUGAUAGGUGAAGGCUAUGUGAUAUAAUCCUUGCUGAUGCAGUGUCGCUAAUCAGUUAGUUUAUCAGUGAUUACUUUAAGGAAAAUAUUUCAUUUCAAACGGGGCCUUGGUCCCUAGACCAAAGCUGUCCAUCCCUGGUCAUGCAAAGUAAAUUGACAGGAUAUACACCAAGCUUCCUUCUAUGGCCUGAGGAUAAAACAUUUCACAAGACUGGAUGGUGGUUCUCGGGCUGGUGUCCGUGCAUUAUGACAAAUAAUUACAAAACUAUUCACUCUCAAUUUUAAGUGACUCGCUGUGACAAUUGAAACCUGAUGUACUGCUCAGUGUCUGUGACCAGGGUCCUACAACUGGGAUUUCGGGAAAACUUUCAAUAAAUUCCCUGGUUAACUGAAUUUUGCAACCUGAGGUGUGACCCCUUGCUAAUGCCAGUAAGAUGUAUUGUCUAUAGAUGGAUUGGCCUGUAAUAAACUUGCAAUUAUUACUAAAAUGAAAAUAUAUACAUAUGAUGUACAGUUAGUUAUAUAUAGUUAUAUAUUGUUUUUAAAAUGUUUUUUCCUUAAAAUAAUAAAUGUAUCUUGUAAACUUGU